AUGAAGAUUCGGUUUUCUAUCGGUUUAGUUGGUUUAUGUUCACUGUUCAUAUUCCGGUUGACUGAAUCGGAAUUCAUUGUCUUGAUGACGACAUCACUGUGUACCAAGCAGUAUCUGAGGCAGUGGUUGUAUAAACUGAAGAUAUGCAAUGUUUCAGAUUUAAUGGAGCACAUAGACACGUUCAAACAAAUAAUCGGUGAUCUUGUAUCUGUGGAUUUAAACACAGAUAAUCCCAUGGUUUUGUUGUGUUCUUUGCCCCCUUUGUUGACAGCACUUACUUGUAACAAAGAGAAAGUUUCUGCUUCGUUGCGUUUUCCUAACGAGCGCUGGCCCGAAGUCAUCUCUUGGGAGCCUAGAGCUUUCGUUUACCACAAUUUUUUGACAAAUGAAGAAUGUGAGCACUUGAUUAGCCUCGCGAAACCUAGUAUGGUGAAGUCGAAAGUGGCUUAUGAGACAACCGGAGUGUCUAAAGAAAGCAGCAAACGGACGAGCACGGAAACUUCUAUUAGAAGAGGACAUGACAAAAUCGUGCAAGACAUUGAGAAAAGGAUUUCAGAAUUCACCUUCAUUCCUGUAGAGAAUGGAGAAGCGCUUCAAGUUAUCCACUAUGAAGUUGGGCAGAAAUUUGAGCCUCACUUUGACGGAUUUCAAAGAAUUGCUACUUUCCUUAUGUACCUCUCGGACGUUGAUCAAGGCGGGGAAACAGUUUUCCCUUUAGCCAAAGGAAAGAUUAGUAAAGGAGGACUCUCUGUUUUACCAAAGAAGAGAGACGCUUUACUCUUCUGGAACAUGAGGCCUGACGGGUCUCAAGACCCUUUUAGUAACCAUGGUGGUAAUCUAGUAAUCAAAGGGAACAAGUGGGCAGCAACUAAAUGGUUACACUUUCAAGAGUAUCAAUCAUAA
This is a messenger RNA of Eutrema salsugineum, 903 nucleotides long. Its product is annotated as probable prolyl 4-hydroxylase 11. Gene Ontology annotation, molecular function: iron ion binding; L-ascorbic acid binding; procollagen-proline 4-dioxygenase activity. The transcript is spliced from 7 exons. The record is from RefSeq and is a predicted model, not a curated record. Lineage: Eukaryota; Viridiplantae; Streptophyta; Magnoliopsida; Brassicales; Brassicaceae. Gene Ontology annotation, biological process: peptidyl-proline hydroxylation to 4-hydroxy-L-proline. Gene Ontology annotation, cellular component: endoplasmic reticulum. The coding region runs from base 1 to 903 and encodes 300 amino acids.